Molecule: messenger RNA, 673 nt
Organism: Plasmodium reichenowi
Lineage: Eukaryota; Apicomplexa; Aconoidasida; Haemosporida; Plasmodiidae
Product: proteasome regulatory protein, putative
Exons: 1
Biological process (GO): proteasome regulatory particle assembly
Cellular component (GO): nucleus; cytoplasm
Molecular function (GO): protein binding
Source: RefSeq, a predicted model, not a curated record
AUGAAUUUGGAAGAGUUUAAUGAAUUAGUCAAGAAAAGAGAAGAUAUUGAAAAUGAGUUAAAGGAACAUAUGGAUUUUUUAGAAAGACCUGAAAAUAAGAAUGUGGGUAUGAAAGGGAAUUUGAUUGAUUCAGAAGGAUUUCCAAGGAAUGAUAUUGACAUAUAUAGUAUUCGUGUGGCUCGAAAUAAAAUAAUAUGUUUAAAAAACGAUUAUAUAGAUAUAAAUAAGAAACUAGAAGAAUAUAUACAUAAAGUACAUAGUACUCAUCCAGUUAUACGUGUAGAACGAAAGAAAAAUAUAAAUAAUGAUUUAUUAAAUACACCACAACAAAUAACUAAAGAAGAAGAUAUUAAAAAUGCAAAAAAAAAUGUAUUUGCCAUUAUAGAUGAAGUUAUAGAAAAUUCUCCAUCUCAUAAAUCUGGAUUAAAAAUAAAUGAUCAGAUUUUUCAAUUUGGAGAUAUUAUUAAAACAAACGAAAAUAAAAAAGAAAAUGAGGAUAACCAUCCUUCAAAUGUAGAACUCUUUAAAGAUAUAGCUAAUUAUAUGAAAACACAACCUAAACAAAUAUUAGUUAAAAUAUUAAGAGAAGAAAAUAUUUUUCUUUUUCACAUUAUUCCUGAACAAACACAUAAUGGUUUAUACUUAGGAUGUCACUUAUCUCCAUUUGACAGUU